CCCUAAACCCUAAACGUGUGAUAAUCGUCUUCUCCAAACUCUCACUUUCUCACUGCCAAUACAAUACUCUCCAAUCAAGCCAUAUAUUCUGGUGGCCUCAGUCUCUGAGAAGCCGAUAAACCGCGAGUUUGAGCUACAAAAAUGGUGAGGCCGUAUGCAGUGAAGGGAAAGAAGCGAAAGAAGAAGGCAGAUGUAUACGACAGAGCAGGGGAAGAAGAAGAAGCAGCAGCAGCAGCGGCAGCAGAACCAGAAGAAACAGAGACAGAGGAAGCCGAUAAAAAACGGAGCAAAGGAAAUGAAGCAGAAGAAAGGAAGAGUGACCCAAUUGAGCUCGAGGGUAUUCCAAUGACCCCAGCAGAGAUUAACCCCAAGAACGGACCUGGUGCUAUCUUCAUCCUCGAGAAAGCUUCUCUGGAAGUUGCCAAAGUUGGAAAGACUUAUCAGCUAUUGAAUUCUGACGAGCACUCAAAUUUCCUGAGGAAGAACAACAAGGAUCCUGCUCUUUACCGGCCCGAUAUCCUUCAUCAGGCUCUCCUUAUGGUUUUAGAUAGCCCGAUUAAUAAAGCUGGGAGGUUGCGGAACGUGUAUGUGAGAACUGCAGCAGGUGUUCUAAUUGAAGUUAAGCCAUAUGUUCGUAUUCCGAGAACAUUUAAGCGGUUUGCUGGUGUCAUGUUGCAGCUGCUACAAAAACUGAGUAUAUCUGCUGUUGGUAAGCGUGAGAAACUUAUGCGUGUGAUAAAGAACCCUGUGACACAGUAUUUACCUGUCAACUCUCGUAAAAUAGGCUUCUCAUACAGUUCAGAAAAAUUGGUUAACAUACAGAAGUAUGUUGCUAGUGAUGAAAACAGUACGGACUUUGUUUUUGUGGUUGGUGCGAUGGCUCAUGGGAAAGUUGAGACAGACUAUACUGAGGAUUUCAUUUCAAUAUCUGGUUAUCCCUUGAGUGCGGCAUAUUGUAUCACGAUGAUUUGCCAGGCGUUGGCGGGAAAGUGGAACAUUUUGUGAAGCUUUCUUCUUGUUUUAGGGGAAUCUCAAUGCUUUCAGGGUUCUUCAAAGUUUGUGUUUCCAAAGUUGCAUGAGAUCGGUCUAUUUUAUGUUGAAUUUUUGAGAGGGAUGUAGUAGAAUUUAUACAUUAAUCUUGACAUUUGUUUA
This is a messenger RNA of Pyrus x bretschneideri (Chinese white pear), 1152 nucleotides long. Its product is annotated as ribosomal RNA small subunit methyltransferase nep-1. The transcript has 7 exons. Bases 142 to 1005 code for a protein of 287 amino acids. NCBI's taxonomy places the organism in Eukaryota, Viridiplantae, Streptophyta, Magnoliopsida, Rosales, Rosaceae. Gene Ontology annotation, cellular component: small-subunit processome; nucleolus. Gene Ontology annotation, biological process: rRNA base methylation. Gene Ontology annotation, molecular function: rRNA binding; rRNA (pseudouridine) methyltransferase activity. The record is from RefSeq and is a predicted model, not a curated record.